This is a messenger RNA of Anarrhichthys ocellatus (wolf-eel), 12307 nucleotides long. It is a transcript of the gene ehbp1l1a, whose product is annotated as EH domain binding protein 1-like 1a. NCBI's taxonomy places the organism in Eukaryota, Metazoa, Chordata, Actinopteri, Perciformes, Anarhichadidae. Bases 100 to 11781 code for a protein of 3893 amino acids. The transcript has 16 exons. Gene Ontology annotation, molecular function: protein binding. The record is from RefSeq and is a predicted model, not a curated record.
GUGUUACUCUGUCAGUUAAAUCCCCAUUUUUAAAAGCACACCAGCCUUUUUGUUCUGACAUCAAACUUUGGUAUACUUUAUUCCUUCAGAAAUCAGAGCAUGGCUGCUCAGUCUGGAGAAUGGUCCAUUGCGAAAAACUCACAGCAGGAGAAGCCACAAAGUGACACUCGAAAAAUAAGCCCUGUUGUUCCAAUACCCAAUAUAGAUAAGAAAACCGUAUGCAACAUGACUGCCUCAGACCAAGUCUCUUCAAGAUUGGACUCUUUUGGGUUUCUCUCAGCACAGCAAGCCACAGUAGACAAUUCAUCAAAACAAAGAGAAGAAUUUAAAGUGGAUCUUGCAUUAUCUUCCACAAAAAGCUUUGAUGUGCAUUGUUUCGACCCACAAUGUUCUAUGGAGAAAGGGAGAACUGAAAAUGUGGCAAGCUCAGCAGCCAGUACAGAAGAAAUGUGCUUGUACAUAUCUAAGGUGGAACUUGGUCCAUUAUGUACAACAUGGGAUUCUAUUUCUCAUUCACCAUCCACUUUACAGCCUGAAGUUCAGAUUGGACGAACAGUAGGCAUUCCAAGUAUGAUUAAGUUACAAUCAAGUUGCCCACAAUAUUCCAAGAUUCCUGGCAUGUCAUCUUUAUAUCAGUCAGAAAUUACAGCUUGGCCUGAUAAGAGGUUAUUGCCUCAGAGGUUAUCCAACAACAGAUUUCCUAUACUCCUGCAUUCAGACUAUAGCUCUCUUUAUGAGGGUAGUACAGGAAUUUCAAAAAUGGUGGACUUAACACCGUCCUGCUCGAGGUCUGCCAGUAUUCCUGGAUUCCCAUCUGCUUUGAAACGUGAGCCAAAUGUGACUUGUCUUUUACCUAUAUGUCCCAGAAUUAGCAGGAUUCCAGGGUUAGCUUCUGCUGGAGCAGUGAAUGGGUUUGAAAAUAAUGUUUGGGACAGUUGUUCUCUGUGGAAGAAACAUUUGCAGAUAAAAGAAGCAUUUGUUUCACAUAUGUCUUGUGUUCAGGAGCAAGCUGUUACUGAUACUAAUAUGGUUAAAGUCAUGGUGGCCAUGUUGCCAACAUGUUCUAGAAAGGCUAGUGUUCCAGGGUUUCCUUCUGCACCAUUGCACAAGGCUUCAGCUACGGCUAGUCUUCUCCCUACAUGCCCUAAACAGACAAUGGUUGCAGGUAUGCCUGGUAGACAAGGAGUUAUGGCAUAUAACGACAGCUGGCAUAUUUUAAGGGAACUUAUUUUAGAUCGACCAUUGAGAAGUAAUCCUACUCUGAUUCGGGAAAAGUCACAUGAGGAUAAAGAACAUAUGGUAGAUAUGUUACAAUCUUGUCCCUGGAAGGAAACCAUCCCUGGUUUUCCCUCUGUGCCAAGAAAAGAACCAAUUAUGCCCAGUGUUCCAUUUGCACCAAGUCAAGAUCCUAAUUUCCCAAGAAAAAACAGAGUCAUUGGUUUUAUCUCUAAGGAGCCAGUUGGUGCUCAAGGUGAGGGUUUGGAUAUAACCAGGCAAAUGUUAAUAGGGAAUCCCUUAAGUAAAGGGAAAGUCUUUAUUCCUGACAAUUACCCAGGUACAAGUCAGGAUCUAGACAAAAGAGAACUAGUAAGUACAGUGGCAUUGUUUCCUUCAUACCCUGUGAGAACCUGCCUCGUAGGUAUGCCCAAAGGACCCCAGAAGCUGUUACCAAGUAUUGUCAGUAUUGUACCUAUAUGCCCUAAACAGACCCAAAUUCCUGGAAUGCUGUCUCAAAAUCAAAUCAUUUCAGACAACAAAGAUUGGCAUGCCUUGAGGCAGUUGAUCAUCAAGAGACCAGAGAAGAAAACACAAGUUCACCUUGUUCAGUGGAUACUGAAAGACACAGAUAUCCCUAAAGAUAUGGUUGAUAUGCUGAGAAGUUGCCCAAACAAAGCCAACAUUUUUGGCUUACCCUCUGCUCCACAAGAACCCAGCAUGGUUAAUAUAAUGCCUUCAUAUCUCAUACACAGUGGAGUCCCUGGUUGGCCUUCAAAGACUGGACAGAAAUUCUGUUUGUCUAGCUGCAAUGAAUGGUUUGCUUCUAAAAUUUUACAUUGGGACAGUCCAUUUAUCAUAAAGGAAGUACAGAUUCUAAAUGCAGUUUUGUGUUUUGAUAUAAACACUGCUGAAAGUAUGAGUUCAAUAUUACCCUCUUGUCCUAAGAAUGUUAGUGCCCCUGGGUUUCCGUCUGCUCUGACACUGACAAUAACAGAUGGCCCAACUAUGGUGAAUUUAUUGCCAAGUUGUACAAAGGAAUCUAGAGUUCCUGGAAUGCCACUAAGAGACACCAGCAAACAAUCAGAGUGGCUAAUGGAAAGUAAGCCGAUGCUACUUCCUAGGGAGAAGUCGGCAUUUAAGUUACAUUUACUGGAUGUUAAUGUGUUCUAUUCUGAUUGUGAUAUGAUCAUAAAUAUGGUAUCAAUAUUGCCAUCUUGCCCACAGACAGCCUGUUUACCAGGCUUUCCAUCUGUGCCAUGUCAGGUGUUAGCAGAUAUACCAAGUAUGAUCAAUCUGUUGCCUACAUGUCCAAGACAUUCCAGCAUAUGUGGAAUACCCUCUAGAUACUACAGUUAUUCCGAUGAGGCAGAAUGGAAUGUGUAUGAAAUGCCAGCAUGGGAAAGGCCAUUAAGAAACCCAGGGAGACUGUCAGUAAUACAUGAUCAUAAAAUAUAUUUUACAGAAAAGGCGGUGGUUAAGGUUAUGGUAUCAAUAUUGCCACCCUGUCCAAAACACUCAUUUAUUCCUGGAAUCCCCUCGAAGGCAGGAGAGAGACAAGUGGAAGCUGUGAUGAGAGAGCCUCAAAGCAUGUUAAAAACUGUAGCCACUUUCCCAAAACACAGUAAAAUUCCAGGCCUACCUGCAAAGAAUAUAGCAAAAGAUUCGGAUGGCUGGUAUGUGGACAAGGAUGUAGUUUGGAAAAGCUCAUUUAAUAGAAGGUAUGGAGUUGUCCACCAAGAUUUUACAGUUAAGGAUACAUCAUAUAAGGACAAAGAAAUCAUGCUGAGUAUGCUUCCAUCAUGUCCUCGACAAGCCCUGAACCCUGGAUUUCCAUCUGCUCCACAAUCCCAGGCUGUUGAUGCCAUUGUGGAAAAACAUCCAGAUAUGGUAAAGUUGCUGAAAUGUUGCCCACAAUGGUCAAGUAUCAUUGGUUUCCCCUCAAGAGUGUCAGCUAUUUAUGAUUCUAAAGUAGGGUGCUGGCCAGUGGUGAUGGUAAAGAUGCAAGACUGCAGUUCAUUUUACACAAAGUAUAGUUCUCCCCACAAAGAUAUAUUAAUGGCAAGUCUUUCUCUUGAAACUUCUUGUCCAAACAUUGCUCUCAGUUCUUGCUUCCCAACAGUUCCAAUGCCUGACAUAAACCGGAAUCCGAAUAUGGUAAAUAUUGUGCCAUCUUGCCCAAAGAAAGCCUCUGUUCUUGGGGUACCAUCCACACAUGUGCACCAUUCAGAACAGGGGUGGCCAGGAACAACAAUAAAUGAAAAUGAAAGAGAAAACCUUACGAAUGAACAGCUGUCACUGGAAGAAUGUUACUUUUGUAAGGUUUCUGUCAGAGAGGGAUCCAAACUGUUUAUAUUCCCGAGCCAAGAUGUACCAGAGGAUGUACAACAAAGAAUGUCAAUAGAGUCAUCAACCUGUCCCAUCGAGACCAUUGUCAAAGACUUACCAUCAUCAAAUUCUGUGGACCAGCCAUCCUCCAGAGUUAAUAGAAUUAAGAUGUUAUGGGAUGAGGCCAGUCCAAUUAGAUUUGACACAGAGAAAACUAAAUCCGAUGUGUGCUCAGCUUUGGAGAGAUGUAAAGAUGGACAGGGCUUUCCAAUACCGAUUGAGGCUGAAGAAAAAGCUGUUGUAGAAAAAGGAAACUUGCAUUGCAGAAUGUGGCACUCCAUUCCUGACAUGCCACUAUUCUUGAGUGUUAGGAAGAGACAUGAAAACAUGGUUUCACUACAGCCAUCAUGCCCAGUUGUUGCUGGUGCAGCACAACUCUCAUCCCAAACCCAAAUAAAUAAUGCUGAGCAGCGGUUACAAAAACAUCCCACAAACAGGACCAUAGUAUGGGAGGAGCUACCAAAGGCACCUACAGUAAAAUGUCCGACAGACCAGACCAUAUUAUGGGAAGAGCUACCAAAGGUGACUACAGAGGCAACUAAAAACACAUCAGAAGAAGAAAUGGAAAUGACAAAAGAAAGGGUCAGUCUCUCUUCCAUGAUGUUAAACACUGGUGAUGAAAUGAAGAGAUAUACAGAAGCUGGGAUUGUUGAUCAAUUGCCAGAACACCCAACAGUUAGCGACAUAUUUGAAUUCACUGCUACUGCUAAACAAACAGAUGAAUGCCUACUGGACAGCAAGUCUACUUGGGAUACGCCAUCAGAGGAUAAUGACAUUGUGGAUAAAACAUCUUCCCACCCUCAUGCACAAUAUGUGCCAUACUAUGUGAAGCCUGAAAUGCAAUACAAACAGUCCACUUUCUUGGUUGUCUGUCCCAGUGUGACAAGCAUUGCUGGCAUGCCAUCCAGAUUACCCAUAAAAGAAAAACACUGGCUUAUAGAUCAAAAGCCAAUUUGGGAGAAACAAUCAAAAAUUAAGGAAAUAUUACCGCCAUAUGCAUUAAAGGAUGAUGAACAGAACAAGAAGCAAAUGGCUUUACUUGUACCCUCUUGCCCCAGAAAGGCAAUAAAUCCAGGUUUUCCUUCUGCACCACAAUACAGUUUAGUUUUUUAUGGACCAAAUCUGGUGGAUAUUUAUCCCAGUUGUCUAAGUGUAUCCAGUAUACCUGAUGCACCAUCUAUUGAUGAAGCCAGCAACAGAUCAUGGGUAUCUCAGCAGGCUCCACUUUUGGAAAACAAAAUUAAAACUGAACUUGUUGUAAUGACAGCGUCACCAAAAGAGAAGAAUGAAAUUAAACUGGGAGCUUUGGUACCAACUUGCUCAAGACAUCUUUGCAUACCAGGCAUCCCAUCAAUUACACAACCUGCUAUAGCACAUCAUGGAUCAGAUAUGAUUAGCCUUGUAAGAUCUUGCCCCAAAACCUCUUGUAUUGAAGGUGUUCCAUCAUUAAUGGAACCGUUGAGCAAAAGCUGGGCUACAGAUUUCAAGCCCUUAGGGGUAACACAGACAAAACAAUACAUAGUUAUGAUUGAAGAGAGACCUCACAACGAUGACAUGAAUGAUGACAUGAGAGCCAUGUCAGCUUUAGCCCCAACAUGUCCAAAAGAAGCUUGUAUUCUUGGAUUUCCAUCUGCCCUGGAACCUACAGUAAUCUAUAAUGGUUUUAGUAUUGUCAAUCUCCUUCCAUCUUGCCCGGCUGCAUCAAGUAUUCCUGGUUUUCCUUCAAUGCAGAAAGAUGACAGCAAAGACUGGAACACUUUUCAUCAGCCGUUAUGGGAGAAGCAAAUGAAAAAGAAGUCUAUAUUACUACCGGACAACGAUAAACUGGAUGAAGACAUGAAAGGAGUUGUGUCUCUUGCACAAAGUUGCCCAAGAGAAUCACUCAUCUUUGGUUUUCCCUCUGUCCCAAAACCCAGGAUAAAUAAUGUUGACAUGACAAAUAUGGUCAGUCUUUCAAGCGCAUGCUCAAAAGUGUCACAAAUACCAGGAUUUCCAUCAUCUAAUUUUUCAAAAGAAUGGACAGUGAGCAGGAAACCACUAUUUGAACCAAGAUUAAAAGAAAAGCUGGUGUCAUCGAUAGACAAAUGUGAAGGAGAUAAGAAAGCAAUGAAAGCAAUGGUUUCUCUUGUACCAUCCUGUCCAAAAGAGGCAAGGACGCCAGGAUUUCCUUCUCAUCCAAAUUCCAAAAACAUUAGUGCACCAAAUAUGAUCAGCCUUUUACCAUUGUGCUCGCAAGUUUCCAAAAUUCCUGGAUUCCCAUCAAUUGAUGGGGAUAUAAGUGUGGGAUGGGUAGCAGAAAAGGGGUCAUUGCUGAAGAGCCUACCAAAGAAGAAGGUCAUAUUUGACACAUCAAAUAACAAAAAGAUUAUGAAGACUAUGGUUUCCUGUGUACCAUCCUGUCCUAAAGUGACAAGAGUCCCUGGUUUCCCAUCUAUUCCAAACACUAAAAUGGUGUAUUAUGGCCUAAAUGUAGUCAACCUCCUUCCUUUGUGCCCCCUAGUUUCUCUCAUACCUGGAUUUCCAUCAGUUGAAGGGCACAAGGAAGACGGAUGGUGUGCUGAACUGGGUUCAUUGAUGCAAAGACCACAAAAGAGCAUUUCGUUUAGGAUAAACAGCUCACCAAUUAACAUAGACAAACCAAACAACAUGCUUGCUUUGGUUCCUUCUUGCCCAGGAGCAUCAAAGAUUCCAGGUUUCGCAUCUGUUCCCAAAUACAAUAUGCUGAGUCUUGUACCCGUUUGCUCCAAAGUAUCCAAUCUCCCUGGAUUUGCAUCCUUUGAAGGGGCCUCAAAAUUCCAAUGGAUUUUUGAUCCACACACUUUGUGUGAUAAACCAUCAAAGGAGACAGUAUUCAUAAUGCGCAGUCCAAAUGAAGACAGAGAAUCUGCAAAGACAAUGUUGGCCUUAGUGCCAUCUUGUCCAGAGGCAUCCACAAUCCCUGGGUUCCCCUCUGCACCUCGAACCAAAUCCAAGAUUGAACCCAAUAUGAUACGUUUUGUACCUUGCUGUUCCAGUGCUUCAAGUCUCAAAGGAUUUGCAUCCAUGACUACAAUCCCAAAGACAGGGUGGCUAAAUGAAACAAAACCAAUUUUGCUAAAGUCUCAGGAGAAAAGGGCAGAAAUGAUUUUAACACUUACUGAACAGGACCAGCUAUCUUGCUACAGCAUGAAAAGCAUGGUGACAUUAGUGACAUCCUGCCCAAAAGAAGCCAGAGUACGUGGUUUUCCUUCUGCUCAAGUUGUAAACAGACCACCAAAUAUGGUCAGCUUAUACACGUCUGCUCCAUGUGUUUCAUGCAUCCCAGGUUUCCCAUCAGCAAGGAUGCUUAGCUCUCAAUAUAUAAAUAUACAAAUUAGGACAACACACAGUGAGUCCUUGUCUGAGAAGUUGCAGAAUGAGAAGAUUUGUGUCAUUGCAAAAUUCCCAGCCAAACAUGACCAAGAAGAAAUGAAGUACAUGGUAGCAAUGGCUCCAUCAUGUCCACAUUUAACUCAAAUCCCUGGGCUCCCCAGCAUUUCACAAUUGAAUUCAGCAGAGAAAGAAACUAUGAUCAUUCAAGUCCACUGUUCUACUGGGAAGCAUACACCACAACAAUUGCCUCAUGCACAGUCAACUCAGUCAUAUCACAAAGACCCAAGAAUGCCUGGUGUUCCUUCCACAUCUCUUAGCUUCCCCAGCACAGCACUUGCAUAUGAGGAGAAAUUCAAAGGCGGUGCAAAGCAAAACAUAGACCUUUGUGUAGAUAACGGCAAAUCACAAGUAGAAAGGACAGUAGCAGAGGUAGCCCAGACAAAAGGGAAGAAACCAUUGGACACAUCAAAGCCAGUGGGAGUCUUGGGUUGGGAAGUAUUGGAGGCAGAGGGAACGAUUACAGAAAAACAAGCAAAGUCCUCUUUGUCAGCAAAAGAGGAAGAGGCGUCCGGAUUAGUUAAGGCUAUUGUUGGUGUUUUCCACAAAGGGUUUCAUUCACUCACUCCAGUAUCCAUGUCUCACAGUUAUGAAACAGUAGUAUCCAUUUUGGGGCCGUCUAGCUCUACUUUAGCUGAAGUGGAGCACCAACCCAGGGCUGCCUCUUCUAUGGAUCUGAAAGACAAGACACUGACUCCUUCAGAUGAGUUUUCAACACAUUUUGCUGGCAACACUACUUCCAUACAGAAGAUAGAGGGCCAGCUUGAAGACAUUCAUACCAAACAUAACAUUGAAUAUCCAGAAAGUGCUGAGCCUUACAUGUUGGACUUGGAAGGUGAUCGAUCAGCGUCUCCAUCACCAACUACCGACAGUGAUGACAGGUUUUUGGUUUGUGCAAGCAUAAAGAAAUGGCCACCGCUGACAGAGUCAGAUAUCACUGAAAUAUCAAAGGAGGAUAGUGAACAAGUAGAGGAACAAGAAGCCUUUCUUGAUCAAUUGCAUACAAAGGAAAUAUCUAACACAGGGCAGGACUCGCAUUGUACAGUGUACAUUGAAAGCUUGUUAGCAAGGCAACAGACUGAGACAGAACAGGAUGAGGUUAGAACAGAGUCAACUUCAUCACAGCUGGAUAAAGGCCCCCAACAAACAAACAUGGAAGAAAUUUCUGCCACUUCCCUGCAGCCUACAUCAAAUGAGUCACUGAUAGAUUCCAAAGUUCACGGAGAGAAACUCAUGGACAAACCCUCAUAUAUUCAGGACAUUAGUCCAGAUGGACCACAUGCUGGCAUUGCUGUCCGAGGCAGAAAGCCCAAGAGAAAAGUUCCAGAACCUCAACAGAAACGGUUUGAUCAAGAAAAAGACACUAUUCCAUCACGACCACUCAGAAGGAAGGAUAGUUUAACCCCAGACCGCAAACAAAAAUCUAAUAUUGUGUCGGUCAAUCUCCUCCCUGAGGUUGUUCCAAUCCAAUCUCUUGGGAAAGAUGCUACUGGUGAGAUACAACCUGCCACUGCCCCAUCUUGCCGGAUAAAGAAAGGAGCCAGUAGCAUCCCUGGUGUACCUCAGAAUGGUCAUGCCCAAGAAAGUGACUAUAGACAGAAAGGAGAAGUUGAAUCUGUGAAAAUAUCCAUGGAUGUUGUUGCGCCUCCUCGUGUGAAAAGAAGAGAUGGUAGUUUGCCACCUGAAACGCCACAGAAAACUGCCCCUUGCAAGCCUCUAAGGAGAAAAGACAGUGUGACUAGAGAGACAUUUGUUCCCAAAACGAAUGACCAACAGGAUUUGAAAGCCCAAGUCAGCUCUGCUUUGAAAACUAUGGAUCCUGUUCCUCCUCAACCAUGUAAGAGAAGCUCUGUUGUCUCAGAUGCUCUUGAACCUUUACAGAGCAUUGAUAAACUUGGUCAAACAGCCACUGAAAUGAUCCCUUCACAACCAGUAGGAAGAAAAGACCAAACAAUCAAACAAGAAACAGAUUUUGUUGGGAGUGCCUCUCUACAGGCAGACACAGAACUGGUCUGCUCAAAGCACACAGAGCAAACCUCUCAUACUUCAGAAUGGCUUAAGAAAGACAUUAAUACAUCUGUCCAGGCCUCUGCUCAUGUAAUUCUUCCCUCAGAAACAAAGGGGAUUGAGAGCAUCACACCAACGCCUGAACCAGAGAUGUUUCAUGUUGAGCAAACUGCUUCUCUCUCAAUCAUCAAGAAGAUACGUCUUCCACAACGUGGCAAGAAAUUGCCCUCAAGCAAAUCUGGCAAAAUCGGCAGUGACAAGGAGUCUGUAAAACCAGUCCAGAUAACAAACACUGUUAGGGACGACAUAAAGCAAUCAAAUAUUAUUGGUGGUGACACAUCUGUUGAUACGAUUGACAUCACGUCUUCUCAGAAAAUAGAAGAUUCAUCAGAGAUAGCAGAAGCAGACAAGGACAAACAAACAUCUCUUUGUAUGCCACGGCCACGUGUGAGGAAACGUGUCAGUGGCUCCUUCCCAGAUGACGUUGCAGCUAUGGUGAGCACAUCCAAGCCUUCCCAUGGAGAAGAGGGACAGGCAGCAAAGCAAGAUGGUCCUUCAUCCAUUUCCUCAACAACUAAAGAUUUGUCAAAAGUGCAAGACAGCAAAUGCUUUCCCCCUUUGGGUGAUCAACCUUCUUCAUCCAUAGAUCAACCUUCUUCAUCCAUAGAAGUAGUGACUCCCGUGAAGUUGAGGAGAGGUAGAUUGAUCAUCGAGGGCAGGGUUCAAGUAGAGAAGACACCAGGCGCUUCAAGCUUACCUGUACCAAAACCAAGAGUAAAGAAACGUCUCAGUGGGUCAUUCCCAGAUGCCACUACAAUUUCUGAUUCACCACCUCCCUGCCUGCCAGACACAGUAACUGACACCACUGGUGAUGAAUCAGUCCAACAGAAUGAACAGUCAAGCUUGCCAGUUCCAUUGCCACGGGCCAAGAAUCGUCUCAGUGCAACUUAUUCAGACAGCACAACACCGGCAGACAAUGUAUUCCCUUUGGAAAUGGAAUUCUUUCAGAGAAACCCAGAGGAUACAUCUGCCACCGGCAAGCAAACUAAGGAAAGCUCAACAUCGCUGGAUUCAAGUGUGAUCUCUGAAGGAGGUUUCGUCACAAUCCAAGGAGAAGAUGAUGGGGCAUCUGAGUUGGAACGAGAAGUGUUGGAAGCAAUGGGAGAAGAAGAAUUUCCUCAGGUCAAUGCUGUAGAAGAUACUGAGAAGGGACUGGAUGAAAUCAUUGAAGGCUGGACCUUUACAGAAAAACCUGUUGCCACAGAUGACUCAGAGAAGGCUGCAGAGUGUGUGUCUGAGCAAGCUGACAUUGAAAAAGUCCUGGGAGAAGAGGUUGAUAGGUCUCUUUCUUCCACUGUUGCAUCUUCUCAGGAUGACUGGCUACAUGUAGAGGAUGAUAAAGACAGUGAACCAGUGGAAAUAAACUCAAGGAAGGAAAUAAGGGACGAAGAGUUGGACUUUGGCUUUGUGUCUGUAGAUGUAGAUGCUGGUUGUUUAGAGGAAGAAAGGCAAAGGGAGAAGUCGCAAGUUGCUUACAUCCACCAAGCCAGUGAAGUAACAACACCUCAGAAAAGACCUGCAGAUGGGGCUGCCUCUCCGGAAGGCUUUUCACCCACUCCCAGCUUAGUGACAUCGAGUCAGUCUCUACUGGACUGGUGUCAGGACGUCACGCAGGGUCACAAGGGACUGAAGAUCACCAACUUCAGCACCUCCUGGAGGAACGGCCUUGCCUUUUGUGCUAUUUUACAUCACUUCCAACCAGAAAAUAUUAAUUUUGAAAUGCUGGACCCGUAUGACAUCAAGCACAACAAUAAGAAGGCCUUUGACGGCUUUGCCGAACUUGGCAUUUCCAGGCUGAUGGAGCCUUCAGACAUGGUCAUGCUAGCAGUGCCUGACCGCCUCAUUGUCAUGACCUACCUCAACCAGAUCCGCACCCAUUUCACAGGCCAGCAGCUCAGUGUGCUCCACAUAGCGAGAGAUAGCAGCGAGUCAAGCUAUGCAGUUGCAGGGGACCGGGAGGGCCAGGAGGACCCAGAGGCGACUGUUCGCUACUGUACCCAGAGGCUGCAAGAGGAGGGUAUAAGUCUAGACACCAACGGGACUGCAGGCACCACAGAGGCGGCAGACAUUAUAACCAGGGAUGUUGUACCUCCUCCCAGAACCAAACGGCUGCAGGUUGCUGGGGCUCAGCUACCAUUGGCACCGCCAAGGACUCAUUUCCUGUCCAAGACUGGUUUCUCUCAUGUCAAAGACGCAGAUCUGGUCAAGAAGCGUAGGUCACAGCGGAGGAGUGGGUCAUUAGAAGAAGGAGAAAUAUCAGUGGUUGUUGCAGGCCAAGAAGACAGUGUGAUUACUCGGAGGAAGUCAGACACUGAAACAACAGAGGCUGAAGUCGAGGAGGGACGACUAGAGGGCCAAGACCCCAGCCAGUAUGUGCGGAGUCAGAUAGAAGCCCUGGAAGCGGAACAAAGUCAUAUUGAUAACAGAGCAGGUGUGGUGGAGAGGAAACUCAGACAACUCCUGGAAACGGGCAGUGACAAGGUGGAGGAGGAGAGGUUGAUCCAGGAAUGGUUCGUGCUGGUCAACAAGAAGAAUGCUUUAAUCAGGAGGCAGGACCAUCUGCAGCUACUGCUGGAGGAACAAGACCUGGAACGAAAAUUCGAGCUGUUAAACAAAGAGCUGAGGGACAUGAUGGCAAUUGAAGGUACGACUUUACUGCUAAACACACACCGCUUCUACAUCACUCCACAACACAGUCCUUAACACCAAGCACUGAGGUCGAAUGCUCCGAUUGUAGCCUGUAGUGCUUCUCUAUAAUGUACCAGUGUCAGAGUAUUAGAUUAGAUUAGAAAACUUUAUUAAUACCCGGUGGGGAAACUCAUUUGCCACCAUAAACUCAUACAGACAACAAUAGACACAGUCCUCAGUGCGCAACAGACAAAAACACAUUACAAAGAAUAAAUAACACCAGGAAAUGCCAUAUGAAACAUGAUUGACAUCAGAAAGAUGCUAAAUCUAAAAACCACAUCUAAAGGUGUUCAUUCAAAAAUCGAACUGCUGCUGGAACGAAAGACCUUCUGAGUCAUUCAGUAAAGCAGCUAAAACAAGGCAUUUAUAUUUACAUUGAAGUUACUUAUUUGUAUUACCUACAGUAGAUUGGAGAAACAGACUGGAGUACCAGCACAGGAGCAACGUAAUGUACUGCUGAGGAUGUAUUUUAAACACCUAAAAUAAAUCAACAUCAGUUUCAGAGUACACUAUAUUUAGAAUAUCCAUCCAUCCAUCCAUU